Messenger RNA from Varroa destructor (honeybee mite), 1216 nucleotides. RefSeq names its product YKT6 v-SNARE homolog (gene Ykt6). Lineage: Eukaryota; Metazoa; Arthropoda; Arachnida; Mesostigmata; Varroidae. Gene Ontology annotation, cellular component: membrane; Golgi apparatus. The record is from RefSeq and is a predicted model, not a curated record. Gene Ontology annotation, biological process: endoplasmic reticulum to Golgi vesicle-mediated transport. Gene Ontology annotation, molecular function: SNAP receptor activity.
AGAGAACGAAAAUUUACUAAGCAACUUCCAAAUGUUGCGAACAUUUGCGAUAUUUGACGGCGAGUGGUUUCGAAAUCAAUUCUUUCUUCCAACUUUCUCCGACCUUAUCAAUGGUUUUGCCUGUGUUGUUGUGUGGGUUUCGUAUGCGGGUAGCGGGUGGUAGCGAAGACAGCAAGCGGUAAACCACAGAGUGUGUGACGUUUCUCUUAUACGCAGACUGGUAUAUGUCUGCGAGUCGGGCCUUCGUAGCGGGUUUCCUUUGUGUGAGUGUUCGUGGAGUGUUUUUUUGUGUUGACGGGGUACAAGUGACAGCCAGUUUCCGCGUCAAGUGAAUAACCCCGUCGCGUAAGAACAUUUGCGUACCGUUUUGUCACAGAGCAGUCAUGUACACUGUGAUACUCUAGAGAACAAGGCGGUCAGAUUGCUCUGACUGAUUGUCUGUCAUCUUUUAAUCGAAUCAUGGCCAGCUUAUUAGGUCUCCCAAUUGGCUCGCAACUCUUUGACUAAUCCGUCUGGACAGGCAUAUCAUGUACAAUUAAGAGAGACAAGUAAAUAGCACUAAGUUUCACAAUGGUAAAGCUUUUCCAUAUUGCGGUACUUUAUAAGUACCAGUCAAAGGUGACGCUAAUGACGGCAGCUAGCGACCUUUCAUCAAUUGGUUUCUUCCAGCGAUCUAGUGCGGCGGAGUUUAUGAAAUUUACAUCGAGCGUCGUUGUCGAAAGAAUGCAACUUACCACCAGAACCACAAUCAAAGAAGGAGAGUACAUGUGCCACUGUUACUUACGUUGCGAUGGCCUGUCGGGUGUACUGAUUUCGGAUCACGAAUAUCCCAACAGAGUCGCUCAUACGUUUAUUAAUAAGGUCUUAGAUGAUUUUGCGGCGAAGUACCCUCCUGAUACCUGGUCAUCGGGAAGCUCGUUCCCCUUACCGGGUUUGGAGGCCCAGUUGGCCAAGUUCCAAACCCCCAAUCAGGCGGACGCUAUGUUAAGAAUCCAGGCUGAUCUAGACGAGACGAAAAUUAUUCUACAUAACACGAUCGAGGCAGUUUUGGAGAGAGGAGAAAAACUCGACGAUCUUGUCGCCAAAUCAGAUGAUCUCAGCUCUCAGAGUAAAAUGUUUUACAAAACGGCGCGAAAGACAAAUCAGUGCUGUGUUCUUCUCUAGACUGCGCAAUGUUUUCUCGUGAAUUCUAAGUGUGCGUCGUGAUCCUGUGGGA